Elaeis guineensis (African oil palm) is the source of this 1821-nucleotide messenger RNA. Its product is annotated as probable transcription factor KAN2. Gene Ontology annotation, biological process: regulation of DNA-templated transcription; abaxial cell fate specification. Lineage: Eukaryota; Viridiplantae; Streptophyta; Magnoliopsida; Arecales; Arecaceae. Gene Ontology annotation, cellular component: nucleus. The record is from RefSeq and is a predicted model, not a curated record. Gene Ontology annotation, molecular function: transcription cis-regulatory region binding.
GAAUGAAAAGCUCGAAGUAACCUUAAUGGCUGGAGAGACAUACAAGUUUAAGGAGUCACUAAAAUUAAAUUCCCUUUCCAUAUAAGAAUAAAAAUGUGAAAGGAGUGCAAGGGAAUCGAAGCCUGAUUCCGUUUAUUCUCUCUCUAAGCCAAGCCACCCAAGUGUCAUUUUCUUACACAUCCCCCCACCCACCCACAAGAAACAAGCAAGAACCCACAACUUUCACCACACACCAUACACUCUUUUUACCACUCCAUCUUUCUCUCACCUUUCAAAUAACUUCGAUUUCUCUCUAACCCAUUGCAACAAAGCCCCUCAGUCCACCCAUAUACACAACUACGCUCAUCUCUCACAUCAUAGGAGUCUCGUAUAAGCAGUAGUGGCAGCAAAAUAGCAGCAUUAUUGCUUGAAUAGGGAGGAGAAGUAGGAGCAGGCGGAGGAGGUAGAGAAGGGUGGAAAAAAUGGAGCUUUUCCCGGUGCAACCUGACUUAUCUCUGCAAAUUAGUCCUCCAAACAGCAAGCCCACAUCAGGCUGGAGCAGAAGUGAUGAGGCCCUGGAUUUAGGGUUUUGGAGGAGAGCCAUGGACUCCGCUAGCAGCAGCAUCAAGAGCAGCACCUCCACUUCAACACCAAAGGCCAACACCGGUGGCUUCGACCUCUCCUUAGCAAACCCGAGCGUGGCCUCGAACACCAACACCACCAGCUACCUCCCUCACCAGCACCAUUUCCAUCUUCAUCACCACCAAAAAUUCCUACACGACGGAUAUCGCCAAGAUCUUGGUAGUAUAAGACCUAUAAGAGGAAUUCCGGUGUACUACAACCCUCCUUCCUUCUCUUUCCUCCAAAACCAGCUUAACCAGCAGCAUUUAUGUGACUCAUCUUCCACUGCUUCUUCGAUCCCUUAUGUGGUGCAAGGCAUGCCGAGAUCGCCGCGGUUUUUGCCGCGGUUCCCUGCAAAGCGAGGCAUGAGAGCGCCGAGGAUGCGGUGGACGACCACCCUCCAUGCGCGUUUUGUUCAUGCUGUGGAGUUGUUGGGAGGCCAUGAAAGGGCCACGCCGAAGUCUGUUCUUGAGCUCAUGGAUGUCAAAGAUCUCACUUUAGCUCAUGUGAAGUCCCAUUUACAGAUGUAUCGGACUGUGAAAACUACUGAUAGACCAGCCACUUCUUCUGACCAAACAGAGCCUAUAGAAAUUUCUGAUGACAACUUGCUCAAUAUCCAUGCAUCAGAAGCCUCAGUUCAGCAUGAAAGGUCGGGUGGUAGUAAUAGCACCCGUUCUGGCCUAUGGAACAAUACUUCAAGGGGAGGCUGGUUUCAUGACAAGCCAAAGGAUUCCACCACUGGGAGUAUUAACUCUUUCGAGGACAUGCAAUACAAAAGCUUCGAGAUGGUAUCAGAUUUAAACUCAUCGUGCGUCUCAGAGAUGAGCACAAAGAAGCCCAAUCUAGAGUUCACCUUGGGAAGGCCGCAUUGAAUCUUUAAGCUUUCAUCUGCAUCAUAUGAUCAACUAGGAGGAGAAAUGAGGUGCCCACAAGAGAAUCGAGCAAAAGAAAAAGAGAGAAAGACAAGGAGACCAUUGAGGCAGAAAGCAGAAAAAAGGAGACAAUGAGAGUAAAAGCAUAUGAAAGCUGAGAGAUCCCAAAGGCUAUGUUCUACGUAAUAUGGGAUGGGUUUAUUGUUUCAAGAUGUAAAGAGUGAGAAGGAGGGGGUCUCCUUUUACUAUCAUAAAGGCAUAAAGCACUAUGAAGGUAUGGGGCUUUUUCAUUCUCCUGCAUGUGCACGUGGCUUUGCUUUGUAGUUUUCCAACAAAGAGAAAAAGAAAA